CUUUUGUGAGGCUAGUACUGCCAGCUGACACAGAGGUCUUCAAAGUGAAGAUGGCGAGAGGUGCUCGUAGUUUGAGGAUAGCGGUAGCCGAGUGCAUCAACCAGUUACCAACUACAGUUUGCCGGGGGGCACCUCGAAGGAAUGGUGUGAGAUACCUGUCCUCAUGCGGGAUCCUCAUGACCCGGGGGCUCCCCUUACUCCGGGCGAGCCCCGGCCGCCCCCCCAUCGCCCCCCCCGCCGCCCGCAGCUUCUUCAACCUGGCCGAGUCCUUCAACAAGAGGAAGGAGUACUCCGAGCGCCGCAUCAUCGGGUACUCCAUGCAGGAGAUGUAUGACGUGGUGGCGGGGGUGGAGGAUUACUGCCAAUUUGUGCCGUGGUGCAAACGCUCCGAAGUGGUCUUCCGCCGGACGGGGUUCUGCAAGGCCAAGCUGGAGGUGGGCUUCCCCCCCGUGAUGGAGCGGUACACCUCGCUGGUCUCCACAGUGCGCCCCCACAUGGUCAAGGCCGCCUGUUCAGAUGGCAAGCUGUUUAACCACCUGGAGACGGUGUGGCGUUUCAGCCCUGGGCUGCCUGGCUAUCCCCGCACCUGCACCCUGGAUUUUGCUAUCUCCUUCGAGUUCCGCUCGCUGCUGCACUCCCAGCUGGCCGCGGUCUUCUUCGACGAGGUGGUGAAGCAGAUGGUGUCGGCGUUCGAGCGGCGGGCCGGCAAGAUCUACGGGGCCGAGACCCGCAUCCCGCAGGAGCUCAUGUUCCACGAGAUCCACCAAACGUAGCGCCGCCCGCGCCGCGCCCACGCCGCGCCCGGGAGAACAGGGAACAGGGAGGGGCGGGAGGGGGCGGGACUGAGGCCUCACGUGACUGACCGCCAUUGUGCCUUUUUUUUUUUUUUUUACAACCUGACCGUUUCGUUUUUAAAAAUUCCCAGCGUCCACCUGCUCCGAGCUCAGUGAGCUCAGUUUGCCCCGCCUUCCACUGCCCCGGCCCUGCCCCCGCGCCCCAAAACCCCUCCUCCUCCUCUUCUGUCACUCUUCAGCACGGCUCCCCCUGCUGGUGUAGACGAGAAGUGCACCGUCGCUGCUGUUCCUCCAGUGGCUGAGGUCAGCGGUGCUGCACACGGGAAACUAAAUCCAUUUAAGGGCUAAAAUGCUAAUCAGUUCAGAGGGUUAAAUGACUGCGCCGUGCCUGGGCAGUGCCUCUCGUGUCCCUGGGGUACCGGGCGUGAUUUCGGGUGCCUUGGUUACUAAGAUUCGGACGCAUCGUGUUCAGGCCAUCUCCCCACAGCGCUGUGCAUCGAUUGUGGCAGCGUCGCGGAAACGUGUGACUGAACCCCAGGGCAGCGAGCGGCGGGCGAGUGUGGUGCACUCGCAGCAGGAGAGAGAGUUUCCGUCUGAGCGCAGUGCGUACAGUCAGCGGACGCGCGGACCGAGUUUCCGCCAAAAAUAACCCGACUGUAAGUGCAGAAAACGCGCUCUGCGGCGGCCCUGCGGGGUGCAGCUGCGCCAGGGAAGGGAGUUUGAGUGACAGGCGACGCGUUCUAAUUUAGGAUGGCCUUCCUGGCAUCCCGGCCUUCCCCGUCAGCUGAAGAGGGUUUGAACGAGCGCUAGAGUUUCCUCUUAAUGAGCGCUCCAGAGCCAGGCCGCUCGCACGCUCACCCUCGCACACUCGCCCUCGGAUGCUCGCACGCUCACCCUCGCACACUCGCCCUCGCACGCUCACCUUCGCACACACAUCCUCGGACGCUCACACGCUCACCCUCGCACACUCGCCCUCGGACACUCACACUCACCCUCGAACGCUCACCCUCGCACACUCACCCUCACACACUCGCCCUCGCACACUCGCCCUCGGACACACCCUGCACACUCACCCUCGCACGCUCGCCCUCACACACUCACCCUCGGACACUCACCCUGCACACUCACCCUCGCACGCUCGCCCUCACACACUCACCCUCGGACGCUCACCCUCGCACACUCACCCUCGCACGCCACGUGUGCCAUAUUAUAUCCCGUUUGGUUGAGACCCACUCCUGCAUAACUGGAGCCUGUCCCACCGCUAGUUUGGGCGCAAACCCGCUGGAACAAGACCCGUUUUAAGUUGCUGUAGCUGCGUGUCAGGUUGGUUGUACAGAUGAAAGCUUUACCAUCACAGGGCCUCGAAUCUCCUUCCAUACCCACUGCCUCUCCCCUUCUCAUAGUUUAUAUUUUUUAAUCUCCAUGUAUACGCAUAUUAUCACUCAUAUUUAUUUAGAUUUAUUUGACAGCCACAUGUGCACAUCCCUUAUGUUAAGACCUCAGAUGAAGGUGCACUUCGUUGCCAAAUGUAUUUUUCCUUCUUUCCUUUUUAUUUUCCAGUGCAAAUGAACUUGUUUUAACGAGUGUUAGUGUUAAAAAAAAGGGUGUUUAUGUAUUCAGGCUGCAUGGUUAAUAAAAUAUUUUUAUACAAAGGU
Anguilla anguilla (European eel) is the source of this 2449-nucleotide messenger RNA. It is a transcript of the gene coq10b, whose product is annotated as coenzyme Q10B. Gene Ontology annotation, cellular component: mitochondrion. The transcript is spliced from 5 exons. Gene Ontology annotation, molecular function: ubiquinone binding. The coding region runs from base 51 to 773 and encodes 240 amino acids. NCBI's taxonomy places the organism in Eukaryota, Metazoa, Chordata, Actinopteri, Anguilliformes, Anguillidae. The record is from RefSeq and is a predicted model, not a curated record. Gene Ontology annotation, biological process: ubiquinone biosynthetic process; cellular respiration.